This is a messenger RNA of Notolabrus celidotus (New Zealand spotty), 2023 nucleotides long. RefSeq names its product NEDD8-activating enzyme E1 catalytic subunit-like. Gene Ontology annotation, cellular component: cytoplasm; nucleus. The transcript is spliced from 18 exons. Gene Ontology annotation, molecular function: NEDD8 activating enzyme activity. Bases 86 to 1474 code for a protein of 462 amino acids. Gene Ontology annotation, biological process: protein neddylation. The record is from RefSeq and is a predicted model, not a curated record. NCBI's taxonomy places the organism in Eukaryota, Metazoa, Chordata, Actinopteri, Labriformes, Labridae.
CUUUUGGAGUCCUUGCAGCUGCAGAGCGCAGCUUUGACACCCGGAAACACAUCAGUCUCAAUCGAGGACAUGGGACCGUGAAAGUAUGGCGGAUGCCGAGGAGCCGGAGAAGAAAAGAAGGAGAAUAGAGGACCUGACUGAGAAAAUGGCUGUGGAUGGUGGACACAUGGACGGUGGUUGCGACUGGGACGGUCGGUGGAAUCAUGUAAAGAAGUUUCUGGAGAGACCUGGCCCAUUCACACAUCCUGACUUUGAGCCAAGCACUGAUUCUUUGCAGUUUUUGUUGGAGACUUGUAAGAUUUUGGUCAUUGGUGCUGGAGGACUUGGAUGUGAACUUCUCAAAGAUCUGGCCCUUUCUGGGUUUCGCCUUAUUCAUGUGGUUGACAUGGACACAAUUGAUGUGUCUAACCUCAACAGACAGUUUCUAUUCAGGCCCAAAGAUGUUGGACGACCAAAGGCAGAAGUUGCUGCUGAUUUUGUAAACAGUCGCAUCCCGGGGUGUAAAGUUGUGCCUCACUUCAAAAAGAUCCAAGACUUUGAUGAGUCUUUUUACAGGCAGUUCCACAUCAUCGUCUGUGGACUGGACUCCAUCAUAGCCAGACGCUGGAUGAACGGGAUGCUUAUAUCCCUCCUGAGCUAUGAAGAUGGAGUCGUGAACCCCAGCUCCAUCAUCCCUCUCAUCGAUGGAGGAACAGAGGGCUUCAAAGGAAACUCUCGCGUCAUUCUGCCCGGCAUGACUGCAUGCAUCGACUGCACUUUGGAGCUUUAUCCACCACAGAUCAACUUCCCCAUGUGCACCAUUGCGUCAAUGCCGAGGCUACCAGAGCAUUGCAUUGAGUAUGCCAGAAUCCUCCAGUGGCCCAAAGAAAAGCCUUUUGGGGAAACCAGUUUAGAUGGAGACAAUCCAGAGCACAUUCAGUGGGUGUUUGACAGAGCACAAGAAAGAGCUGCAGAGUUUAACAUCACAGGAGUGACAUACAGACUCACUCAAGGAGUUGUGAAGAGGAUCAUCCCUGCUGUGGCAUCAACCAAUGCUGUUAUUGCUGCUGCCUGCGCCACUGAAGUUUUUAAAAUAGCUACAAGUGCAUAUAUUCCUUUAAAUAAUUACCUGGUGUUUAAUGAUGUGGACGGAUUGUACACCUACACAUUUGAAGCUGAACGAAAGGAAAACUGUUCAGCGUGCAGCCAGGUGCCUCAGGAUCUCCAGUUCUCUCCUUCUGCCAAACUACAGGAGAUCUUAGAGUACCUCACAGAAAAUGCCUCUUUACAAAUGAAAUCUCCAGCCAUCACAACAACUUUGGAAGGGAGGAACAAGACACUGUAUCUGCAGUCAGUUAAAUCAAUUGAGGAGCGAACCAGGCCAAACCUCUGCAAGACUUUGAAAGAGUUGGGUCUGUCGGAUGGACAGGAACUAGCGGUUGCUGACGUCACCACGCCUCAGACAGUCCUCUUCAAGCUUAAUUUCACCACCUAAACAAACAUCAGAGCACACAGAACUGAUGUCGGACUGGGUCUUGCAUCACAAGGUUACUGUGAUGCUGCAGUAGCAUAUUUGGUGUAAUAAUGUAAAUAAGAUGGGUAAGGUCUCCCAUGUGGGGUAGGAUUGGCUGUCAAAUACAUAAGGAUUCAUUUAACACUAUUGUCUUUUGUAUUAGUAUCAUUGUUUACUUCUCUCUGUUUUUGUCCUGUGUUGGUUUCUAUUGUAGCUAAUUUCCUGUCAAUCAAGUGAGAAUAAUGACAUGCACUGUGCUUUAAUAAAGUUUUAUUAUCAUGGCUGUGGAGGAGGUAUCUCUUACCAUAUUUCUUUGUCAUAUUUAUGAACUCAGUAGCGUAUCAUACUCAGUAUAUUUAAAGGAAAUGGGUUACACCCACAUUUUAAAAACUGUCCUGUUCAAGGAGGCUUCCAAGAAAGCCAGAGUCUGUUUGAAUAUAAUUGUUUUAGUUAUUGUUUUUUAAGUUUAUAUAAAAUGUAGUACACAGUACAAUAUUUCAAACUUGAAUUAAAGACACUUUGAGGAACUUA